Molecule: messenger RNA, 3813 nt
Organism: Closterium sp. Naga37s-1
Lineage: Eukaryota; Viridiplantae; Streptophyta; Zygnematophyceae; Desmidiales; Closteriaceae
Source: the annotation of a GenBank genome assembly
AUGAAGGUGUACGCGCACUGGGACGGCGAUCCGCAGUUCACGCUCAUCGCCGUAGUCGCGGAUCGCGCGGCCGCGACGAGCGCAGGCGGUACGAGCUGCGUGCGGACAGCAGCGGAGCUCAUCGCGCGGUUCGCCUCCGCUUUCAAUGCCAAGCACCCCUCCCACGCCCCUCUCUCGCCCUCACUUCUCUCCCUCCACAAGUCAAGGGGUCAAGUGGUGGGUGGCAGCACAGCGCUGAGCAAGGCAGUACAAGACCUGGAUGACCUCUUCCCUGCUCCUCCUGCAUCCGCCAUCCCCUCAGCACCCGCCAAGCACCUCUCAAGCUCAUCCCGUGUGCCGUCUGUGGCCCCUGUGACACCUGUGCCGUCUGCCUCUGCUGCCACCACCCAGCGCACCACAGCUGCUUCUCUCGCACAGGUCAGGCUGUGUACCCGCUUGUCAGCCGUGCCGUUUACUCUGCUCUCCUUGCUGCACCUCUGUCUCACCUCCCACCCACUCCACAUGCCUGCUGCACCCCCGCAUCCUCGCCUGCCCUUGCUCCAAGCCCCUGUCCCACCACACUCACGCACCACCUCAGAGCCCUCCCUCCACCCCUGCUUAAUCUUCUCCUGCUCUCUCCCGUUCUCAACUCUUCGUACCUCACCCCUGUCUCUGCCAGUCGCCCCUCGCGCUGCCGCUGGUGCGCCAUGCAGCACAGCAGCUGCUGCAGGCGCAGAGGAAGGGCCAGUACCGGGCACGAUGGCUGCUGGAGUGUGGGGCACAGAGGGGAUGGGGGGUUGGCAUUUGGAAGGGGGAGUAAGGGGGGCCCGGGGGAAUAGACGGCCUCCUGCCUGUGCCAUGCUGCUGUGCCAUGCCUGUUCACUCGUGCAUUUUCCAGGGCACGCCAUGCUGCUGGCCAAUGAGCUGCUAGCAGUGGCACCCAACCUCAAGCUCGCCUACAGGGCACUGGCGGCCAUGCACAUGGCCAUAUCGCGCCACGACCGCGCUCUCCCAGUGCUACAAGCAGCCGUGGCAGCACACCCCGCCGACCCCCUCCUGCACCUGCGCCUCGCGCAGGCCACUCUGCACGUGCAGCAACCCACUGAAGCGCUCCCCCUGGCUGACCGUGCGCUCUCCCUCGCGACCAAGCAGGGCUGGCCGCAGCAAAGCAAGCGCAGGGGCGCGGGGAAGGGCGGGCGAGGGGGGGGCAUGGUGGGGGUGCUGGGCAGCAAGCAGAGUGCCGCACAGAUGAUGCGCCGGGCUAGGGUGAGCGGGCAGCAGGCGGCUGAAAUGUUUGGUCUGCCCGAGAAUGAGGAGGAGGAGGAUGAUGAUGAUGAGGAGGGGGAUGGGGGGAAAGGGGGGAAGGGUGGUGGGAGGAAGGGCGGCGGAGCAGGGGGAGCAUGGGAUGUGGACAGUCCGUAUGCGGGCGAUCCACAUGGCGAUGUCUCAUUGGACGACAUUAAGGUGGAGUGUGGGCGUGCGUUGCUGCAGGCGGGGGCGGUGGACGUGGCAGCAGCAGUGGUGGCGGGAGUGCUGCAGGGCGACGAGCACCAUGAGGGCGCGCUCCUGCUGUAUGGUGAUGUGCUGCUGCAACAACGCAAGGCACAGGCAGGCACACACACACCACAGGGAAAUUCAACGGAACGCCCAGAGGGUUCUGGUGCGGAGAGAGAGGUGAGAGGCGAGACGGAAGGUGGGAGGAUGCACGAGGAGGAGGAGGCGAUGAAGGCGUACCUGCGCGUGCUACUAGCACACCCACAGCAGUCCACGGCUCGCGCCAAGAUCGCCCACGUGCUGCAGCACCACGCCUCCGCGCGCCGCCUGCUGCUCUCCCAGCUGCGAGCCGGCGCAGGAGCUCCUGCGGACACGGCGCGUGCGCUGGUGUUCUUCGCCUCAGCAUGCAAGGACCACAGUGCGUUGGACGCCGCGUGUGAGUUCAUGCAGGUCGCUGUGGCGCUCGCUCCUGGGAGCAGCAGUCACGUGCUGGCGCUGCUGCAUCUGCAUGAAGUCAUGCUCAAUGGCUGUGCUGCGCUGCACCUCGCGCGCUCCUUCUGCGAAGCACGCCCUGGGUUUCGCCUCGGUCCCAUCACGCUUGGCUCGGUUUUGCCGUUUUUGCUCGGGCUGCCCAUCCACCCGGGCAGCUGCGAGGAUGCUUCUCCCUGCCCGCAUGAGCGGGGCGUGCAGCUGGAGUUCCUCCGGAGGUGGGAUGGUGGGGGCGCACAGGAGGGCGGUGGUGACGAGCUGGGGGCCGGUAGUGCCAGGGUGGCCAGUAGGGGUGCAGAACGCAAUGGGGCAGAUAGCAAGGGGGACAGUGGCGGUGGCGGCGAGGGUGGGGAAGUGGCAGGAGUGGGAAUGGGUAAGGAGGAGUACAAUCCAGAGCAACUAGACAUACUGGCGCUGCUGAUGACGACAGUGAAGGCGCUGUUCCUGGGAGGGGCCGUGCAGCGUGCCAAGGCGGUGGGAGCGCUGGUGGAGCGAGCACGACUGGCGUCUGCGACGCCCCUGCAUCAGACGCUCAUUCGCAACGAGGCGGCGUACUUUGGCUGUGCCUUCCAGCUGCUCACACAGUACCCCAUCCCGCACUCCCUCUCCGACAAUGCACCAGAGCCACUGUUCCUUGCUGGCGACAGUCACUGCAUGGCGGCAGCGUGGCGGGUGGUGCAGCUGAGAGGGCGGCCGCGGCUGCUGUGUCCGGUGCUCAUCACGGGGCUCAAGGCGUGGCACCUGCGCCCCGAAUCCACCUUCUUCCCCAAGGCGUCGUUCCACCGGGCCAUGCAGCGAGUGCCCAAGGGCAGUGAGGUGGUGGUGCUGUUCGGGGAGAUAGACUGCCGAGAGGGCAUCCUCAUCUCUGUCGAUCGCACCAAGUACAAGGACGUGGAGGAGGGGGUGCAGGUGACAGUCGACAUCUACAUCGCAGUGCUGCUCGCGCUCAUCGCAGCGCGCGCCUUUGAGAUCUUCGUGCACCCCGUGCCCUCGGUCAUUCUUGAGACGCGUCCGCUCGCGCGCAUCUACAACGCCACGCUGCGCCGCCGCUGCCUGGCUGCCGCUGCCACCGCUGCUGCUGGGGGGCGACUGCACAUGCUGGACUUUUUCAAUGGCCUGCUCACUGACGAUCAAGAGUCGCUGCGGCGUGAGUUUGAGUUUGAUGGGACGCACAUGAGUCCUCUCUAUCCGUUCGGCCCCCACACAUACCACCACACGUACGUCGCGCAGCAGCAGUGUCUCGCGAAGCAGCAAUCAGCCCGACGACUGGCGGCAAAGGUGGCACGGGGGGAGGUGGUGGCAGAGGAGGGGGAAGGGGGUGGAGCAGCAGAUGGUGGGGACGAGGAGGAGGAGGAGGAAGAGGAGGAGGAGGAGAAGGAGGGGGGGGGUGGAGAGGAGGGUAGGGAAGGGGAGGAGGUGGAUGGGAAGGAGGAAGCGGGGUUUGAGCGGCAGAAUGAGCGGCUGCUGUCUCUCGGUCGCACUCCGGCUGCUGCCCCUGUUGUGCUUCACUACGACAGUGGCAGCCUGGAGACCUUCGUUACUGUCACCACCGACUUUGGAACACAUGAAGACGAGGGGAGGGCCGCCAGUGAGGAGGAGGAAGAGGGGGAGGAGGAGGGCGGUGCUGUGAGGAAUGGUUUAGGGAGAGUGGGAGGGGUGAAAGCACAUGGGCAUAGUGAAGGGGGUGGAGGAAAGAAGGGUGGUGGGGAGAGAAAAAGCACUGCAUUGCAGAUAGCCAAGGGUAGCUGCAGGAAAAAAGGGAAGAGUGGAGGGAGGCAGCAGAUACGCAGGAGGAAGAAGUCGGGAGAAAAGGGGAAGGACCUGAAAAGGAAAAAGCGGCAUGGAAAAUAG